Molecule: messenger RNA, 2285 nt
Organism: Coregonus clupeaformis (lake whitefish)
Lineage: Eukaryota; Metazoa; Chordata; Actinopteri; Salmoniformes; Salmonidae
Product: SLAM family member 9-like
Exons: 5
Coding region: 679-1683 (334 amino acids)
Source: RefSeq, a predicted model, not a curated record
CGGCCUUCCAGGACCGGAAUUGAAGAACCCUGGUUUAGAGCAUAUUACUAUUUACGUGUAAAUAAAUUCAUGAAAUGGAGAAUGGAUUACACCAUUUGCUCAUUUAAUAUUCAUACAAAUUCGCUAUGCUGAAAUCUUGACGCACAAUCGAACGUGCUGCUGUAUGCUGCUAGCGACGCUGAACAGUUUGUUCAAGUUCACGCCAAAGGAGGGUAAAAAUAGAGACGAGCUCAGCCAUCCACAAAAAGAGUUGCGUGCUUCAAUUAGGUUUAAUGGCGGUUGGCAUCCAAUUUGUUGCAUUACCGCCACCUACUAGACUGGAGUACAACUCCCUUAUAUUUUGCUUGAAAAAUAAAAUAACCCGGCGCGCGCAAUGAAACAAUUUCACGCACGUCACAAUACGAUUGGGGACUAUUUCAGGUUGGGAGGUUUUUUUUUACAUGACACAUGGGGCGGGUUCUAACGAGUAUUCAGGCUGAUGAUUGGAGUAUUCAUUGCAGUGCGGUAUGCAGUGUAGGCACCAUCCAAUGAAAUCUAUGCCCAGCUGUAGAGGUGGAGCCUCCCGAAAAGAUCUGGUGAAAAACUUCCACUUCCACUGAGUAGGAGUUUAAAAUUGCCUCAUUAGGCGACAACUUUGACAGAAGAAGGCAGAGUUCGUCUCUCAAUUUCAAAAGAAAUAUGAAAAUACUUGGGUUUCUUCUUCUAUGGCUAGGUAUCACCACAGGAAUCAGGGGGGAACCUUCAGUGGACCAGUAUGGGUUGAAGGGGGGUUCAAUAUGUCUGGCUGUUCCAGAACCUCCUGAGAUGAUCAAAGGACUUAAAUGGAUGAGGAACAGUGAUGUAAUAGUUGGAGUCAAAGAGAUCUCUCCUAAAUACAAGGAGAAGGUGGACUAUAACGACGCAAACCAUUCUCUGUGCAUUAAGAAUCUGUUGAACACAGACAGUGGAAUUUACAAGGCAAACUACCGGAAAAAAUGGAAUGAAUCAACUACUACAUAUAGACUAUUAGUGCAGGAUCAUGUUCCCAAACCAGUUAUGGAUGUCACGUCUCUCUUCAACACAAGUGUGGGACUCUGUGACGUCACAGUGAACUGUUCAGUUAAAGAUGGCUGGAUGUUGUCUGUCUGUGGCGGGGGUCAGUGUACACGGUCACAACAGUUACUGUCUCUGUCUGGGGACAACAUCACCAUCUCCAAUGGCAACGGGACUAUCCAAUGCACCACCAGCAACCACGUCAGCACACAGACCAUCUCUCAACCCAUGGAGGACUGUAGUGGUGAGGAUGGGAAAGCCAUUGUGGGUAGUGUUAUUGUUGUAUUAUUAGUUGCUGUACUAUGUGUUGGAUGCAUCAUACAUGCCAGAAAAAGGAAAAUCCCUAAAGAACAACAUUCACUAGAAGAGGACAUUGUUCCAAGAGUUUACAACUCAGUGAACACUUCACCAGGGAGAGAGGCCAGAACCACAGCACUCUCCUGGCCAGAACCACAGCACUCUCCUGUCCAGAACCACAACACUCUCCUGACCAGAACCAUAGCACUCACCUGUCCAGAACCACAGCACUCUCCUGGCCAGAACCACAUCACUCUCCUGACCAGAACCACAGCACUCUCCUGGCCAGAACCACAGCACUCUCCUGGCCAGAACCACAGCACUCUCCUGGCCAGAACCACAGCACUCUCCUGACCAGAACCACAGCACUCUCCUGGCUAGAACCACAGCACUCUCCUGGCCAGAACCACAGCACUCUCCUGACCAGAACCACAGCACUCUCCUGACCAGAACCAUAGCACUCACCUGUCCAGAACCACAGCACUCUCCUGGCCAGAACCACAGCACUCUCCUGACCAGAACCACAGCACUCUCCUGGCCAGAACCACAGCACUCACCUGGCCAGAACCACAGCACUCUCCUGACCAGAACCACAGCACUCACUUGGCCAGAACCACAGCACUCACCUGGCCAGAACCACAGCACUCUCCUGGCCAGAACCACAGCACUCUCCUGGCCAUAACCACAGCCCUCUCCUGCGAUGCACUGUCUACUUCACUGUGAAGAACCAGCACCAGCAGAACACCUCCAAGUUGAAACAGGAAGCGCAUCAUCAGACAUGAGAGUAGAAGCACAGAAAAGGUGGACCUCUGAGGUCACAUCAUACAGUUCAAGACAUUACACAGAAACUGUGGGACUAUUGCACCACCCAGUGGACAUGAAUCAAAUAAUACCAGCAGAGUAAACCUGUGCGCUUCAUUCAUCAACAUGUCAUAAAGUUGUUUUAUACAAAAAUC